Molecule: messenger RNA, 975 nt
Organism: Bradysia coprophila
Lineage: Eukaryota; Metazoa; Arthropoda; Insecta; Diptera; Sciaridae
Product: sulfotransferase 1C2-like
Molecular function (GO): sulfotransferase activity
Source: RefSeq, a predicted model, not a curated record
AUAUCUGUUCGGUCGUCAGUUCUGUUUAAGUGUUUCAUUGGUGUUAUUUCUGUUGUUUAACAAAAAACCUGUAAAUCAUAUUAAAGGCAAAUUUAAUGGCAGCUCACCUACAAUAUCGAGUAGUCAAUGGACUCAAAUUUGCGCCAGGAUUUUCAUUUGAAACAUGCCUCUCGGCUCUAAAUUAUAAACCAUUGGACGAUGAUAUAUUUAUCGUAACUUAUCCAAAGAAUGGCACAACGUGGACCCAGCAAAUAGUGAUUUUACUCCAAAACAACGGAACCCUACCGGACGAUGUAGCAAAAGGUGACAUGUCACUUCGAAGCCCAUUUCUUGAAUAUCGAGGCACUGAAUCACUAAAACAACUCACCAGACCAUAUUCAAUAAAGACGCACAUUGAAGGUAAUUCGCAUCCGUGGAACCCACACGCUAAGUACAUAAUAGUGUUGCGAAACCCAAAAGAUGCUCUAGUAUCGUUUUACUACCAUCAAACAAGCAGCCCACACUAUGGCAUACCAGAUUUACCAUUCGAUGACUUUUUUGAAUUAUUUAUGGAUGGUGAAGUUGAAUGUGGUUCCUAUUUCGAUUGGGUAUUAAGCUGGUGGCAAAGGAAAGAUUUCGACAAUGUUAUGAUAACAACCUAUGAAAGUCGAAUGAAGGAUCCCGCAGGCGACGUUACUCAAAUUGCUAAAUUUCUGGAUAUCGUGUACGAUGACGAUAUUAUUAAAAGGACGGUUGAAAUGUCCUCUUUUGGUGCGAUGCGUGAAACUAUGAAUGAGUGGAAAAAAUCUAAUUUUCUACGAAAAGGUAUUGUAGGCGAUUGGCGUACUCAUUUAAAUAACGAUCAGAACAAACGGCUGCAAAAUAUGUUUCAUCAGAAAUUCGACGGAACUGGACUAGAGACUUUGUGGAACGAUUCUAUGUAAAAUAUCACAAUUAUUUGUUCAUAAAUAAAUCGUUUCCUCCUUACAAAUUUCA